AGCAGGACAGGAGCGAGCGACGGACGGGUCUCGUGUAGGCGGUGGUGUCUUUGGAGCGUUGGUGUUGGUAGAGGACAGGCGGGGGCGGAGGAGUUGUGUGAGAGGGUGUGCUUGGUAAAGCGCCUCUCUUUUCUCUUGUUUCGCUGGGUAUCCUGCCCAAAGUCAGCGAGUCUUUGCUGAGCAGGCGCCAUGGCCGAGCUGCCGGAGAAGCGUCACAAAGUUGAACCAACCGUUGAGAUGGCCGAGACUGCCGCCGCUGCUCCUUCAGACCAGCGCCGAGUGCUGGCACAGCUCAAGACCGAGCAGGGAGAGGCUGCUGGGCCACCCCUCGAGUUGCCCAUUGAUGUGACCCCUCAGCAGCUGCAACUUUUGGCCAACAGUCUCCUUCGUCAUGAGGACGAUGAUGACAACAGCAAGACCCCGUAUGCCUUCUUUGUCAACGAAGAAGAAAUUGUCGAAACGCUGCAAGCCCUGCUGGAGCGGCAAGCCCACCAUGCAGAGUCGAUUGUGUCCAUCGUCUGUCAGCCUCAGGCCAUUUUCAAAGUGCGCGGCAUCAGCCAAUGCAGUGCCACCAUCCCUGGCCACGCGGAUAACAUUGUUGAUGCCUACUUCUCACCCAAUGGCCAGCAAUUGGCUACUGGCAGCGGUGACAAGACCGUCCGCUUCUGGGAUGUGAAUACACAGACCCCAAAGUCAACGUGCAAAGGGCAUCGUCAUUGGGUUCAAUGCAUUGCCUGGUCACCGGAUGGCCUCUACGUGGCCUCGGGCGGGCGUGAUAAUGAGCUUCGGAUAUGGGAUGGCAAGACCCACGAAAUGCUGGGCAAACCGCUAGUCGGCCAUCGUGCCUACAUCACCUGGAUUGCGUGGCAGCCACUGCACCUGACCAAGGGCAAGUCGCAGUUGGUGGCGAGCUCGUCCAAGGAUGCUCAGACGAAGAUCUGGGACCUCUCCAAAGGUCGUUGUGUCAUAACACUCAGCCAACACACCAAAUGUGUCACCUGUGUCAAGUGGGGUGGUAGCGAUCUCAUCUACACGGCUUCGCAAGAUACCACCAUCAAGGUGUGGCGUGCCAGUGAUGGCGUUCUCUGCCGUACGCUGCAGGGCCAUGCCCACUGGGUCAACUCCCUCUCCCUGAGCACAGACUUUGCCAUGCGCACGGGCCCCUAUGACGAGCGCGGCCGCAUCGGAAGCGAUGGAGACGCAAUUGCGGCGGCCAAGGAUAAGUAUGACGCCGUCGUCAAAGCUGUUGGCGAAAAGCUUGUCUCUGGCAGCGAGGUGCGUCCGAUUCUGCAAUGA
Monosiga brevicollis MX1 is the source of this 1296-nucleotide messenger RNA. RefSeq lists its product as uncharacterized. Gene Ontology annotation, biological process: ribosomal large subunit assembly; Notch signaling pathway. Gene Ontology annotation, cellular component: nucleolus. The transcript has 8 exons. Gene Ontology annotation, molecular function: protein binding. The coding region runs from base 190 to 1296 and encodes 368 amino acids. Lineage: Eukaryota; Choanoflagellata; Craspedida; Salpingoecidae. The record is from RefSeq and is a predicted model, not a curated record.